AUGAGCGACAGAUCGUAUUCUCGAGACACGCAAGACGAGCACCAAGCAUCGACCAGCACCCCGGGAAGACACGACGGCCGCGUGCUGCCUCUGCUUCCGCGCCAUGGCUUUACGAGUGCUUCCAAUCAGGUGGCCCAGCUCGCACCGAGAGGAGGCCCAAGCAGCGCUGGGUCUCUUGCUGCCAGGAGGAAACGGGCCAGCAAGCCCAAAGUCCGAUCCGGGUGCCUGACAUGCAAGAUCCGGCGGGUCAAGUGCGACGAGCGCAAGCCCACGUGUGCCCGCUGCGAGAAGGCGGACGUCGAGUGCGACGGGUACAUUAAGGAGGCCGUGGACCCCAAGAGGACCGCCGAGCAGGAGCACCUCAUCCUGGCCGCGCAAAAGGCCAGCAGUCGGCACCUGCUCCCGCGGCCGGACGGGGCGGCAUCCCGCGGCCGGCCGGCUCCGGCGCCGGCGGCUCUGCUCUCGAGUAACCCUCCCUUCAUACGGGUCGACCAGAGCGACGUCCCGUACUACGACCUCUUUCGAUACCAGCUGAUCAAAGAUCUCGGCGGUUCAUGCCAGGCCGACUUCUGGUCGCGCAUCGUCCUCAACGAAAGCACGCGAGACCCGUGUAUCCGAGAGUCGAUCCUGGCCAUCGGGGCCAUCUCCCAAACCAUCUUCUUCGAUGCCGAGUCGAGCAAACGGUUCGGUGGCCUGCCCCCCUCGGCACUCCGUCCCUGGGGGACGCCAAGGUCGUACUCGACCGGCUUCCUCAACCGACACCACAAGGCGGCCCUGCUGCACCACGUCAAAGCCGUCUCCAUCUACAGGCAGCGUAUCCAAGGCUCAUCCGCCGACACCUCGCCGAGGUCCAUCAUCAUCAUGACGCUGUUGCUUAUCGCGUUCGAAUUCAUCCAGGGCAACAUGAAGAACGUCGACUCGCUGAUGGGCACGGGCAUGCGUCUCCUCGAAAACAAGAUCACGUUGAUGCACGGUCUGCAGCCCGGGGACGAGCUCGUCGACGGGGGCGCCGGGUACCCGUCGCCCAGGCUGCGAAGCGGCGCCCCCGACGACGAGAUGGAGGACAUCGAGCACCUGCUGCCGUGCCUGUGUCUCAUGGCCGGCUUCACCCACUUCUUCAACUCGCACCGCAACAGCGUGCUCCUGAUGAACAGCAGCCCGAAGCUGCAGCUCCCCCGGCCGGGCGUCACCGUCAUCGCGAAGCUGCAGGCGCUCUGGGGCCAGUUCUUCACGCGCGCCGUCGUGCACGUCAUGCGGACGGUGCACGACCAGCUCAACUACAACUCGAUGGACCUGGUGAAGGCGGCGCAGGAGCAGGAGAAGUUCGUCGAGUACAUUGGCAUGUGGAACGGCGUGCUGGAGGCGUACCUGGGCGACCCGGCGCUCGACGCCGACGCCAGACGGACGCUCGACAGCAUCCAGAUCCACCGGCUGCUGAUCCACAUCGUCAUCAGCUGCAGCCUCGACCGCAGCGAGAUGGCGUACGACGCGUUCGAGGACGAGUUCCGGGAGCUGCUGGGCCGCGUCGUGCGCUACCUGCGGGACCCGGGCCCGAUCCCCAAGGUGUCCUUCACCUUCUCCGAGGGCCUGACGUCGCCGCUGGCCAUGAUCAUCGCCAAGUGCCGGAACCACGAGCUGAGGAUGCGGGGGAUCCACGUGCUGAACAACCUGUCGUGGAGGGAGAGCGCCUGGGACGGGCAGGCGCUGGUGGUGGGCAAGUCGGGCGUCGUCCUGCUCGAGGAGAGGGGCAUGGACGCCAGCGGCUUCAUCCCGGCCGAGGCGCGGUGGAUCUGGAUGUCGGGCAAGUGGGACAUUGAGAAGCGGGAGCUCGUCGCGACGUACUUCCGGCUGACACCCAACGAGGACGGCACGCCCUUCACGGCGCAGCUCGUGCUCGACAUGGACAACCUGGUGUACAGUUGCGACCUCAUUGGGUGUCCGGGGCGUCACAACCCGUUUGAGAGUUAUGAAGUUUGA
Molecule: messenger RNA, 1977 nt
Organism: Colletotrichum higginsianum IMI 349063
Lineage: Eukaryota; Fungi; Ascomycota; Sordariomycetes; Glomerellales; Glomerellaceae
Product: C6 zinc finger protein
Exons: 1
Coding region: 1-1977 (658 amino acids)
Biological process (GO): regulation of DNA-templated transcription
Molecular function (GO): DNA-binding transcription factor activity, RNA polymerase II-specific; zinc ion binding
Source: RefSeq, a predicted model, not a curated record